AUAAUUAUUGAACGAAGGGAAGUGUUUAGGUUUUUAUUUGUUUUGACUGUGAUUUUGAGGAAUAAAAAAAGUUACAUUUAAUGAAGAUACAAUGGAAAUCUGACAUUUGAGAAGGAGUGGCUACUUAAAGGAAGCGAGAGUGCAGUGGGGGGGACUCAGGAAUAUGGUGAUACAGUUGAACAGUUACAGUAAGUCAAAAACAAUUUCUUUAUGAUAAGGUUCAAAUGCAAAGAUAUAUAGUAUCAGUUAUGUAUAGGGAUUGGCUGAAGUUAUAACAAAGUGUCCCUGUCCUCUUAAUAAGUUAGAUCAUUUUCAAACGGAACAGAUAGCGAUUUAUGUAAUGGGCAGUGGAUGCUGAUUUUAAAAUUCCUAUUCGGAUAGUCUCAAAGCUUCUUGAAUUAUCAGUGUGAAACCAAAAUGAGAUGGAUAUUUUUUAUAGCCAGUCUACUGCAAUACACUCCAGUCCAGUGGGUGGCGGUAAGCGGCCUGUAAGCUAGUUAACUUGCCAACCAAAGAAGAAGAAGAUACAGCCAUGGUUUUUGCCCUUUAAGACUUUUGGAUGUUGUCAUUGGUUGAAUCGCUACUGUUGCAGGAAAUAGGCAUUGCUGCUCCACAAGUUACGAUUUCCAACGGAAUACCCACAAAUAAUUUGAGCAUUUUCAACGAUGAUGCGAAGACCCCGAGCAACAACUGUCAAAGCUGUGGAGUACAGAGACAUGGACUCCGACCUGUCCUUUUCCCAGACAAUGAGUAGCGAUGAGGACAGUGAGGAAUGGAGGCCACCAGAGUCAAAGCCAAAAGCCCCCAGCAGAACUGCCAGAGCCCCUGCAGUUGGGGAGAAGAAAGCAGCUGCCAAGAGAACUGCUAAACCAAAGGAACCAAAAGCACCCAAACAACCUAAAGCUCCCAAAGUGCCUAAAGAUCUGAAGCCAAGGGCACCACGCAAACCUGUAGCAGAGCGAAAAACAAAAAAAGUUCUGAAGGAUUCUGGUGCACCUGGGAUAGCUGGAACAAAGAGGAAAAAAAUUGAUGAGGGCAAAAAGGAUGAUAAGGCUGGAGAAGACAAAGGAGAUGAACAAACAGACUGUCUAGAGGGAGAGAGGGCUGAAGAGAGUGGGCCAAGUAUCAGAAUGAAGGAGGAGAGGGUGUCAUUUAUUGUGUCAGAAGCCCAUCAGGCAGACAGAUGGACAGGCGAGGGGUCAUCACUAGCUGGGUUUAGAACAAAGAAAGAGGAAGUGGAGGAGGAGGAUUUCACAUUUGAUGAGCCCUGUCAAAAGAAACAGAAGACCAGUGCUGCCUCAUUGGGACAACCAGCUGCUUUACCAUCAUCAGAAGCACAAUCUCUGAGGAAUGAACUCAGUAUGAACUGGGACUUGAUAGAGCUGCUGUCCACCUUGACAUGUGUGGAGCGAUGGGUAUGUGUAAAUGUCAUUACACUGCUUCGUGAAGAGAACACGGUGCCGUUCAUGGUGCGCUACCGCAAAGACAUGAUUAAUCACAUGGAUGCCGAUGCCAUUCGAGACGUCCAGCUGGUAUACGAGGAGUUAUGCUCUUUAGCCAAGAAGACUCAGUCUGUGAUUCAAACCCUGAAGAAGAAUGGGGUUUUGACAACUGAGCUGGAACAAAACCUGAGGAGCUGCCGAUCAGCUGAUGAACUUGAUCAUGUGUAUUCUCCCUAUAAGAAAGGAAGUAAGCUGACGAAGGCUCGCAGGGCCAAAGCACUCGGCCUUGAGGUGACCGCCUCUGCAUUGAUGGACUCACCUCACACUCUGGAUUUAAGGGCAUGGGUAAAACCUGGUACUGAAGGUCUGUCAUCAGUGGAAGAAGUGGCUACAGGUGUGGAGCAUAUCUUGGCUGAUAUGAUAGCCAAAGACCCUGAGACACUCACCUAUGUGAAAACAUUGUGUGAAAACAGCUUUGUGACCAUCCAGUCCUCCGUGUCCAAGUUGGCACUAAAGGAAAAAGAGCAGGAGAAUUCUGUCCAAGGCCACAAAAAACCAGGGGCCCAGCAAAACAAAAACAAGGAUAUUGACAAGUUCCACCUCUACUUUGACUUCACCCACAACAUCCAGCGCAUCCAGCCCCAUCAGACCCUGGCUAUUAACCGAGGGGAGAGUCUGAAGAUUUUGACAGUGAAAGUGAACAUUCCUGACAGGGUGAAGAAUGACUUCACUAGGUGGUGCAUCAACAACAGGUGGAGGCCAAGAACAUUUGCAAGAGAAGAGCUUUAUGCAAUCAUCAGGAAUGCAGUAGAGGACUCUUAUAAAAGGCUUAUUCUGCCUUUCCUUACCAGGAGUUACAGGACUAAGCUGACAAGUACAGCAGAGAAGGAGUCAAUCGCCAUGUUUGUGCGGAACCUCCGGCAGCGCCUGUUGGUGUGUCCAGUCAGAGGCUGUGUCAUCAUGGGGGUGGACCCUGGCUUUAGACAUGGCUGUAAACUGGCAGUUCUCUCCCCCACUAGUCAGAUUCUACAUACUGAUGUUGUGUACUUGCAUAAGUCAGGCCAGCAAAAAGAAGCAGACAAACUGCGCCACCUUAUGAUCAGAUACAGCUGUACCAGGGUCGUCAUUGGCAAUGGGACAGCAUGUCGUGAGACUGAGUCCUUCUUCGCUGACCUCAUCUCUAGGCGCUUUUUUCACCCCCUGGACGUGUCCUACUGUAUAACCAGUGAGGCAGGAGCAUCCAUCUACAGUGUGAGUCCUGAGGCGGUCAAAGAGAUGCCAGACUUGGACCCCAACCUUAGGAGUGCAGUGUCCAUUGGAAGACGUGUCCAAGAUCCACUGGCUGAGCUUGUGAAGAUUGAUCCUAAACACAUAGGCAUUGGAACAUACCAGCAUGAUGUGUCAGCCGGAGCUCUGAAGGCAUCACUGGACGGUGUGGUGCAGGAAUGUGUGAGCUUUGUCGGGGUGGACAUCAACAUCUGCUCCGAGACACUGAUGAGGCAUGUAGCAGGCCUAAAUGCUCUCAGGGCGCGGAAUAUUGCAGAGUGGAGAGAGCAGAAUGGUCCCUUCACUAACAGGGAGCAACUCAAACUGGUCAAAGGCAUGGGGCCCAAGACCUACCAGCAGUGUACCGGCUUCAUUAGAAUCAACCCGCAAACCAGCGGUGCCAAAUCCACACCUCACUCUGUACCAGCAGUGCCAGAGAAACCAGCAGCUAAGAAGGGCAAAGGAAAGACUUGUGUCAACAUACCAACCUCAUUUAACCCCCUGGACCAGACCUGUAUCCACCCAGAGUCCUACCAUGUGGCACAGAGAUUUCUGUCCCUUGUGGGUGGGAGUGCAGACCAGAUCGGGAGUGCAGGCCUGCGACAGCGUGUGGAGAGCAAGGUCAGGACCAGCAGUGUCGAGGAACUGGCCAGGACAGUGGACACCACACCUGAUACCCUCAAACUCAUCAUAGAUGACCUCACGCAGCCCCCUGGGUUUGACAUACGACAAAAUUUUGGGAAGGCGGACUUUAAGCAGGGCAUUGUGUCGAUGAGUGAUCUGCGGGUGGGUGCGGUGCUGACGGGCCGGGUGGACAACACAACUCUGUUCGGGGCUUUUGUAGAUAUCGGUGUUGGCCGCUCGGGCCUCAUCCACAAGAGUAACAUCACCCUGGACAAACUUCCUGUCAGCCAGCGCCGCCGUAGCCUGGCUCUGGGACCUGGGGAACGGGUGGAGGUCCGGGUCCUGAACUUGGACCCUCAGAGGGGACGGAUCGGCCUGGACCUGAUCAGGGUCCUGCAAUAGUGUCACUUAGUUCCCAUAAUUAAUAAUGUAUACUGGGUUGGAUGUAUUACAGGAAAUUACACACAAAGCUAAUGAGAGGCAUGAUUGUCGAAGUGAUUGUGGAUGAGAACUGAUAUGGUUCUUAUAAGCAGAUAACCAGAGCUCAAGGCAUUGAUAACCAGCAGAUAACCAGAGCUCAAGGCAUUUCAACAAAUACACCUGUUAAGUGUAUUUAUAUGAAUGGCCCUUUACUUUGCGAUUGUAAUAACACACAUUCAACAAAUGUCUGCAUUAUUUGCGAGGGCUUCCCAUUUGCAAAAAAGGUCAAAUCAAAAGACUGCUUGAUUUUAAAAUAAUUCAACCCAGAACAGCUGUUACAAGUCCAGUGAAAUAAAAUCAAACCAAACUUCCUUACAGUUAUGUUAACAGCUGACUCUAUUUGCCCAUUUUUCAGGCUGUUCUUAUUCUCAGCUUGUAUAUAUGGUCCCUGUGUAUCAUCGGGAGUGGUACUUUACUUGGGAUUGAACACUAAACCUGAUUAAUUCAAGGCGAAAAUGUUUCUUUUUGUCUGUCAACUUCCUGGCUAGUUAUCUGCACACACUGCCGUCUACUGAUCAUUACAGGAGGCUCUGAUGGGAUGGUUUAUUUAUGAAACCCAUAAUUAUUUGCACUUCAGCAUUAGUGCUGAUAGCUUCAUACGUGAGCUGCUAUUGUUCAUUUUCUAUGAAUAAAAUAAUACUUAUUAUAUUAUUUAUAUACUUAUUCACAUUCAACUCUUUAAGAUAUGUUUUGUUUUGUACUGCUCUGAACAUGUUUGUCAAGACACACCUUUGCAUCUUUGUUAUUCAAAGCAGACUUCAAAGCAGACUGUGUUUGUGGACACUUGAACAAACCAACUGAAGGACUCAAUGUGUAAUCUUAAACAGGUUUUACAUUGUUAUAAGACUGUCUUCAUCUGCUGAUGAGGUUUUGACAUUAAACGUAUUUCCUGUGUA
Messenger RNA from Siniperca chuatsi (mandarin fish), 4708 nucleotides. It is a transcript of the gene srbd1, whose product is annotated as S1 RNA binding domain 1. Gene Ontology annotation, biological process: nucleobase-containing compound metabolic process; translation. The coding region runs from base 666 to 3734 and encodes 1022 amino acids. Gene Ontology annotation, molecular function: mRNA binding; structural constituent of ribosome. Lineage: Eukaryota; Metazoa; Chordata; Actinopteri; Centrarchiformes; Sinipercidae. The record is from RefSeq and is a predicted model, not a curated record. The transcript is spliced from 21 exons.